Dujonia railenensis is the source of this 618-nucleotide messenger RNA. NCBI's taxonomy places the organism in Eukaryota, Fungi, Ascomycota, Pichiomycetes, Serinales, Debaryomycetaceae. The record is from the annotation of a GenBank genome assembly.
AUGAUACAGUCGAACCCUAUAAUAAGACCAAAUACCAAGAACAGGCCGUUCAAAUUUGAGCCGUUCUUGAGGAAGGAAUACAAUUUUGGCUUGGACCCAGAUAGGCCAGUGUGUCCUAUGUUCAAUCCACUGAAUCCUAAUUCAUGUCCCAAUGGUACCAAUUGUCCAAACAAACACGUACCUGCAAUGUACUCCAAUAAAAUCGUAUGUAAGCAUUGGCUUAGAGGGCUCUGUAAGAAAAACGAUCACUGCGAAUUUUUGCACGAAUAUAACUUGAGAAAGAUGCCCGAGUGUCUCUUCUACCUGAAGAAUGGAUUUUGCACUCAGACGCCCGAGUGUUUAUAUUUGCACGUAGACCCACAGCUGAAAAUCCCAGAAUGUGUAGAUUAUGAAAAGGGAUUCUGCCCAGAUGGACCCAAGUGUACAAAGCGUCAUAUUAGAAAGAUCAUGUGCCCGUUGUACUUGACCGGGUUCUGCCCCAAGGGUUAUGAAUGUGAAUUCAGUCAUCCGAGAUUUGAAGGUAUUACUGACAGGUUGAAGAUAGAAGAAGAUAAGAAGGAAGAAGUAGAAGAUAAAGAAGAUAAAGACGAGAGAAUGGAUGAAGAGGAAAGUAAGUAG